Molecule: messenger RNA, 1452 nt
Organism: Penicillium pulvis
Lineage: Eukaryota; Fungi; Ascomycota; Eurotiomycetes; Eurotiales; Aspergillaceae
Product: putative Gamma-butyrobetaine hydroxylase subfamily
Exons: 1
Coding region: 1-1452 (483 amino acids)
Biological process (GO): carnitine biosynthetic process
Cellular component (GO): mitochondrion
Molecular function (GO): oxidoreductase activity
Source: RefSeq, a predicted model, not a curated record
AUGCGUUCUCCACUACUUCGACAGCUCACGAGGGGCCUACCGCGCCCUGCUCGGAGUUUCGUCACUUCAGCCCGGUUUAAGGUCAACGCGGACACGCCUGCCCAACCCGCGAUCGCUUCCACGAUAGAUUCCGUUGUAGAAUCAGUGAAAGUUCACCCGUUGAAGCCAUCCGACGCUUCCAAUAAGCAUCAUGCAACUGACAAGCGCAUUGGCCUAUCACUUGCCACCGUGGAGGUCGUGAAACCAGCGAGUGUAUCGCACCGUGCUUACGGCCUGUCUAUCACAGCUCCUGGUGUUCAUACCAUAUCAUUGAACUAUACUUAUCUUCGUGAUAUUUGCAAAUGCCCCCAAUGCGUGGAUCGCUAUUCAAAACAACGCAAUAUCCGCACGAACGACAUCCCUACCGAUAUUCGCCCUCGUCACAUCAAGUGGGAUGGAGAGUAUUUAGAGAUCCAAUGGGCCACCGAUAUCCCCGGUGCGAGUCCAGAUCACAUUUCGCGAUGGCAUCAUAGCUACCUUCAGAAGCCCACGCUCGAUACCCAUGAUCUUCACGAUGCUUCGAAUAAGCCCGUGACCUGGGACAGAAAGAAUAUGGAGAAACAUCAGCAUUGGGUCUCUUAUGAAGACUACAUGACCAAUGAUGCCAAAUUCGCAGCUUCGAUGCGCAACUUACAACGCGCGGGUCUUGUUUUCGUCAAGGAUAUCCCUGAUUCACGCGAAGAGGUCGAGAAGAUUGCGACGCGCAUCGGCCCAUUGCGAAAUACUUUCUAUGGGAUGACCUGGGAUGUGCGGACGGUUCCUGAGGCCAGGAAUGUGGCUUACACUAACCAGUUCUUGGGCUUCCACAUGGACCUUAUGUACAUGAAUGAGCCCCCAGGCUACCAGUUCCUGCACUGCCUGGAGAACUCCUGCGACGGGGGCGAGUCGCUAUUCGCUGAUGCAUUCCGUGCCGCCUCCAAAAUGAGGCGACAGCACCCGAAAGAGUUUAAAGAACUCACUGAACGGAAGAUGGGCUACGAGUAUGUUCACGAGGAUCAAAUCUACUACAAUGAACGGCCCGUUUUUGAGCUUGAUGAAUCACGCAAGCAUUUUCGACACGUCAACUACUCACCUCCCUUCCAAUCUGCCAUUCCAAUCCGGGGCAAGCUGCGAUUCCAGCCUCUGAAGGAGGCCUUGGAUGUGUUUACCCAAAUGCUAGAAUCGAAGGAGAUGACCUUUGAUUUGAAAUUGAACCCGGGCGAAUGCGUGAUCUUUGAUAACCGUCGCAUUGUUCAUGCACGUCGCCAUUUCAACACUUCGACUGGUUCGCGGUGGCUAGCGGGUGCGUAUGUGGACACAGACGCCGUGCUCUCUCGCUUCAACGUGACUUCGAAGAAACAACCAGAUGCAUGGCGGGCUGCGGAUCCCCUGAAACACGUUCCCAGUUUAAAUAAAGACAAAAAGACCGCAUAA